Molecule: messenger RNA, 2438 nt
Organism: Orbicella faveolata
Lineage: Eukaryota; Metazoa; Cnidaria; Anthozoa; Scleractinia; Merulinidae
Biological process (GO): protein homooligomerization
Molecular function (GO): protein binding
Source: RefSeq, a predicted model, not a curated record
CGUAAGGUUACUUUUAAUGUUUGUAACUGCGCGUGAAAAAUCACUUCGUGAUCGCCACCCGCGCUGACAAGCCGAACUUGGAUUGAACCUGGACUGAACUUCAGAAGGAAAAAAAUGGCAGAAAAAGUGACGCUCCCGACUAUUCUUUCUCUUAAUGUUGGAGGUCAUUUCUUUACCACUCGCCUUUCAACACUUCUGAAGGACGAAGAUUCCAUGUUGGCAGCCAUGUUUAGUGGGCGACACAAGCUAGAGGUGGAUAAUGAAGGAAGAUAUUUCAUUGACCGUGACGGAACAUACUUUGGCUAUAUCUUAAACUACUUGCGGGAUGCGUCACUGCUUCCUCAAGCUUCUGUUGCGUUAUAUGUGUACCGCGAAGCGCAAUACUUCAGGUUAGAGAAACUUAUCCGUCGGCUCGAACGCUACCCUUCUGUUGUUCCAUAUGUAAUAAUAGAAGAACAGACGAGAGACUUCACUGAACGGUAUCUUCACUGGAAACACAUCCUUCUAGAAACAGCACAGCAAAAGUAUCGCCAAUUUGUAAAAUUCUCAAUUGGUCGUGACUGCGCCCUUACAGUGACGCGAUACGCUUCGCAAAAUGAUUACAAGCUCAGUGCAAGUGUCUGCAAAAGUUACAGUUCACUUUGCGACGAGAAGGAAAACUACCAAAGCCAUCAAUUCUUCUGCGUGGAUGAGAAAGGAGAAAGACUUGAGUAUUAUAUAGGACCUGAUCUCCCAUUGGUCGAUUUCAUUGUCCCAGAUGAAGAUAUCCCGGAUUGUCGGCUCUUUACGUCCCUGGCAGAAAAAGAUCUGCGUCUGGAAGGAUUUUAUGCCAGCGGAAGUUUGUCGCAUGCGUGGAAAUGCUUGCGAUGUAAUGCGACAGGACUUCUACACCAGAUGGCUUUUAAAUGGGUUCUCCCUUGCCCAGAUAUGAACAUGGUGUCACGAGAGACGCGAUGAGCCAAUCAAAACUCGAAACAUGAAACCUUUGUCCAGUGUUUUUUGGUUCGGCGCAUGCCCAAGCUUUCACGUGAGCGUAAGAUAAGUUUUGUCGCUUUCUUACUGAACCACAUGUUGCUCAGUCAGCAAUCACAGACCACAGUUUGAGUAUGCAGAAUGAUUAAUAACCAGAUUUGGCGGCAGAAAUCGACAGAUUUUCAUAGAAAGUGUCGAAUUUAGGGUUGAACAUUGAAUUUGUUAUUCGAGCGAUAGGAAUUUAUCCAAGAAACUCGCUCGAGUUAUCCACUCGCAUCCGAUUGGUUCAUAAAUUAAGUGGUGCUUGGAAGUCGGGUCAUACAGAAAGGUAAUUGUAAUGAGAAAAAUUACCGCUCUAUCGCAACGUUUUCGCCAUUAACCGCAAAAACUUUCAAAGAAAAAGUUCCCGCAAAAAUCAUCAGCUCGCUUUUGAUUGUUUCAUAACCAACAGAAUUUGCAGCUUGCACUUGUCCCAAGGCCAACGGUUUGUUUAACCCUAUUGGUCUGACUGAAUUUUUUUUUUACAUAUUAUUUUUUUUUUGUAAAUUUGCGGACAUAUUUUUUCAACGUUUCUUUCUUUCUCAGAUUACUUAUUCCUAAAAACCAGCUCGUUUACAGAAGUUUACUGUUUAUAAAAUUUCUAUUAUGUUGUCCAAACCCGGGCCAUAACUGAGGCAAUCCAAUCAGACCAGAGAACGCUACAUAGUCCUACAUAGUCUAAGCUACAUAAUGAGAAUGAGUUAUUGCUCUUCGCCAGUUUAUCUGCAAACAUGUUCUGGUGAUUAGGAACUAAACUUACUACUAAUUCCUAGCUCUCCUCUGGGAGAAUAGGGCCAUUAGGAACUAAACUUAGUGGCUGAAAAUUAAAUUAAAAGAUGAAAUUAAAGCUCAUAACGUUACCUCCGUUUUUGUCAUCCGUUUCACUUGUCUCAGUAAAGCUUAUCUCACUCAAUCAAUUGUAAGUAAGCCUGCUAUUAAAAACAGUGACAGUUAUAUGCCGACAGUGAACGUUCUCAAGUGGGUGAUGUAGCAGCUGUCGUAAGGUCUCACAUGAAUGGCUUGUUCCCCUCUGAGAACAAACAACAGAAACAAUGCCCCUAGCCCUAAAACAAUAACAGCUGCUAACAAUGAAGAGAAUUACAAGCUUACAAGAGCUGUUACACUUCUGUCUCAAGUCAGCUUCUGUCAAUUCAUUGCAUCACGUCUCGUCAUAAUCGUCUAAGUUUGCGCGCACGUUCGAGAAUUGUUGCGCGCGCGUGCUUUGGAGUGAUAUGUUCGCCCGCUUACUUUCGUCUCAUUAUGUCAUGUCACACUAAAGGCUUUGUAGUUAUGUAGUCGAGAGUGUUUUCACAUGAUGUCGUCAGUUUGAAAUAUCCCAGAGUAAAGAACCACCAAAGUUUAUAUCCUCGUCACGUAUAAGAGGAGCUAAAUUUAUAUCUGUUUACAAUUUUUCAACACAAUUUAAC